This is a messenger RNA of Arachis duranensis, 639 nucleotides long. RefSeq lists its product as uncharacterized. The coding region runs from base 1 to 639 and encodes 212 amino acids. NCBI's taxonomy places the organism in Eukaryota, Viridiplantae, Streptophyta, Magnoliopsida, Fabales, Fabaceae. The transcript has 3 exons. Gene Ontology annotation, molecular function: nucleic acid binding. The record is from RefSeq and is a predicted model, not a curated record. Gene Ontology annotation, biological process: DNA integration.
AUGUAUAUCAAAGAGAUUGUCAGGUUACAUGGCGUGCCUUCUACCAUUAUAUCUGACAGGGAUCCUCGUUUUACAUCAAGGUUCUGGGGAGCUUUUGAGCGUGCAUUUGGGACUCAGUUAAGCAUGAGUACUGCGUAUCACCCUCAGAUAGAUGCUAUCAUGCGAGCAUCGAAAUGGCUCCAUAUGAAGCUCUGUAUGGCAGGAAAUGUCAAUCUUCACUAUGUUGGUAUGAAACUGGAGAAAGAAAGCCGCCAGAAGAGUUAUGCUGAUCAGAGGCGAAAGCCUUUGGAAUUCGAAGCAGGAGAACAUGUCUUUCUGAAAGUUACACGAACCACUGGAGUGGGAAGAGCUAUUAAGACUAAGAAACUAAAUCCUCGUUAUAUUGGACCGUUUGAGAUUCUGAAGAGGAUUGGGCCAGUGGCUUAUAGAAUUGCCUUACCACCAUAUCUUUCGAAUUUGCACGAUGUGUUUCAUGUGUCUCAGCUUAGGAAGUACACUCCUGACGCAAGUCAUAUUCUAGAACCAGAACCAAUCCAAGUGAGAGAAGAUCUAACACUUCCAGUAGCCCCGGUAAGAAUUGAUGACACCAGUGUUAAACGAUUACGAGGAAGGAAAGUAUCAUUGGUAAAAGUAGCUUGA